Messenger RNA from Echinops telfairi (small Madagascar hedgehog), 2591 nucleotides. RefSeq names its product carboxypeptidase A4 (gene CPA4). The coding region runs from base 1 to 1266 and encodes 421 amino acids. Gene Ontology annotation, biological process: proteolysis. Gene Ontology annotation, molecular function: metallocarboxypeptidase activity; zinc ion binding. The record is from RefSeq and is a predicted model, not a curated record. Lineage: Eukaryota; Metazoa; Chordata; Mammalia; Afrosoricida; Tenrecidae. The transcript has 11 exons.
AUGAGGUGGAUCCUGUUCUUUGGGGCCCUUGUUGGGCCCGGCGUCUUCUGCCGAGAAAAGUUUUUCGGGGACCAAGUCCUUCGGAUUAAUGUCAGGAAUGGAGAGGAGAUCAACAAAGUGACUCAGCUCAUGAAUUCGGACAACUUUAUGCUCAACUUCUGGAAACUCCCCAAUACCUUCAAUCGCCUCAUGGAUGUCCUAGUCCCAUCUGUCAGCCUGCAGCCAGUCAAAUCCUUCCUGCAGUCCCAGGGCUUAGAAUACUCCGUGGCAAUUGAUGACCUGCAGUCCCUUCUAGAUGACGAAGUUAAGGAGAUGCAGUGGAUCGAAGGGAAGGAGCGGAGCGGUGAUGAUUUCAACUAUGGGGCCUACCACUCUCUGGAAGCUAUUUACCGGGAGAUGGACAACAUAGCGACAGAGUUCCCUGACCUGGUGACCAGAGUGAAGAUCGGACAUUCCUUUGAGAACCGGCCUCUGUAUGUAUUGAAGUUCAGCACCGGAGCAGGGAAGCAGCGGCCAGCCAUCUGGCUGAACGCAGGCAUCCAUUCCCGAGAGUGGAUCUCCCAGGCCACAGGCAUCUGGACGGCGAGGAAGAUUGUCUCCGACUACAUGAAGGACCCAGCCCUCACCUCCAUCCUGGGGAGAACGGACAUUUUCUUGCUGCCUGUGGCCAAUCCUGAUGGCUAUGUGUACACCCAAACCAAAAACCGGUUCUGGAGGAAGACACGCUCCCAAAAUCCCGGGAGCCGUUGCAUUGGUGCUGAUCCAAACAGAAACUGGAACGCCAGCUUUGCCGGUCAGGGAACCAGCGACAACCCCUGCUCUGAAGUGUACCAUGGGCCCCAUGCCCAUUCGGAAGUGGAAGUGAAGUCAGUGGUAGACUUCAUUCAAGAACACGGGAACUUCAAAUGCUUCGUUGACCUGCACAGCUACUCGCAGCUGCUGAUGUAUCCCUACGGAUACACGGUCAACAAAGCCCGGGAUGCGGAAGAGCUGGACAAGGUGGCGCGGCGUGCAGCCCAGGCUCUGGCUUCCCUGUCAGGCACCGAGUACCAAGUGGGUCCCAUCUGCACCACUGUCUACCCUGCGAGCGGGAGCAGCAUCGACUGGGCGUAUGAUAACGGCAUCAAGUAUGCCUUCACGUUCGAGUUGAGAGACACUGGCCAUUAUGGCUUCUUGCUGCCGGCCAGCCAGAUCAUCCCAACCGCGGAGGAGACUUGGCUGGGUCUGAAGACCAUCAUGAAGCAUGUGUGCGACCACCUCUACUAGACCAGGACCCCCCACCCCCACUCCACUUCCAUUUUAACCAAGCCCCCAGGUGCACACAGGCAAUGCCCGUCUUUGGAAUGGGGGUCCCUUCCUCCUCCUGCAACGCAGAGCCUCUGACCUUGUAAAGAACCCGGCAGCUGCUCUCCAGCCCUGGGUCCUGCAGGUGCGCCUGUGAGGAGCACCCUUCAGCCUCCCCCAGCCCCAGCUGGUGCCCUUCCUGCUAUCUUUAAGUCCUGCUGCUUGGCUGAGCCCUUAGCACAUUUCCUUCAGAUCACACAUGGAUCCUCCCCUCACUGGUGGUACACCUCCCUCGACUUUGUUUUGACAUCAAAGAACAUCUGCGAUGGGCCUCUACCUCCUCCACACCCACUCAAACCCAUAACCUUGGUCAGAUAAGGGGCUCACCAGAGGUGCCCAAGGACCCUAAGAUCGCCUUCUGAACUCAUUUCAGCAAGGAAGUAGAUGCCCUUAAGUUGACCAGCCUCACCUUCCGGAACACGCUUUCUUUAAGCAGAACAUCCUCCCAGGUCAUCAGUACGGGCUUUCUUUUUCUGGGGAUGGAGGGGCAGCCCGAUGCAAAGUCCAGGAUGACCUCCCAUGGCCGGGCCAAGAAUGCCUGGAUCCCACAGUCCUCCUGGGCAGCCCUGGGGGUGCAGUGAAAGCACUCAGCUGCUAAGCAAAUGGCCAGUGAUUAAAACCCACCAGCCGCUCUGUGGGAGCAAGGCUUGGCAGUCAGCAGAUGCCAGUGUUUCCCCUGGGAAACCCUCCCGGGCAGCGUCCUCCUAGGGACACGGUGAAGUGGGCCGGCUUUGAGGACUACGGGAUGGUUUUCCUUAGAGUUUGUAUCAUCGCCCCCCUUCAGGGGUGGGCAUUCCUGGGAUACCAGUUUGUAUCAUCGCCCCCCUUCAGGGGUGGGCAUUCCCGGGAUACCGGAGGGAAUGUCUGUCCCCUGAGGUCCUGGUCAGCCAGUCACUCCAAGUGAAGUGGUGCUGGCAAUAGGCAGGAUGCUGAAUGACCCCUGCCCACCCCACCCGGAGGACCCACCCGUCUGCCGUUUGAACUCACUUCAAAGAGCUUGCCCUCACCCCACAGGCCCUAAAUCACCCCCCUGUCGGGGAAGGUCACAUCUGGCGGCAUUCCUGCCAGGGCUCUGGCAUUCCCUGGCUGGUGCUUUUCUCUCGCUGGGGAGCACCUGGAGGAGCAGGGAUGCACCAGCUGGUUCUCCUUGUCCCGUUGCUCCUUCGACCUUUGCAGUGGGGUUUGUUUUUAGUUUUUCUCCACCUGUCUGCAGCUCCUAUCUCCCUGGCCUGGGGUGUGUGCGGCAU